GCCGCCAUGGGCCACAGUCGGCGGCUCCUGGCGCUGUCGGCGCUCGGACCGGCGCUGCUCGUCGCCGGACUCGCCUCGGCCCAGCAGUUCCAGGAGAUAGAGCCGACUCCGGGCCCCUCCGCAGAGCCGGGCGUUACGCUCGGGUCGGCCGAGGAAGUGGCGCUGGAGCCGGCGUCCGGGCCCCGUCCCAGUCCUCCUCUGAUGACGCCCGUGGUGCGCCUGCUGCGCCGGCUGGCCAAGCUCUCCUCCUCCGAGCUGCUGGUGCUGAGCUGCGGCGCGGCCGACGCACUGGACGCCGAGCUGCGCCAGCUCGACUGGCCGUCCGGCCUGCAGCUGGUUACCUGUUUUCCCUGUGACGCCGAGGCGGUGCGGUUUCUGUUCGACCGGCGCCGCGGGCUGCGGCUGCUCUUCCUCCAGGAUGCGCGCUGUCUGCCGCGCGUGCGGGAUCACCUGCACAGCCACUGGGCCGCCGGAGAGACGGUGGUGAUCCCGGCAGACUCGUGCCAGCAGACGCUACGCUUCCCGCUCUUCGGCAAGGUGAUGUACCCCAGCUGCGUGGAGCGCGGUGACAACGGCACCCGCUUCGUGACGCAGCGCAGACACGACGGCGCCCUGGUGCGGCAGAGAGUAUACUCUGUAGCCGGAGAGCCCUACCUAAACAACGCAUCAGCGCUCCUGACGCGCGCCGACCUCGGCGGUCGCACUGUCACCUUCCUGUUCGAGAACUACAACCCGUUCUUCGAGUGUCUCCAGCAGAACGGUCGCGUGUGCGUCUCGGCCCUGGAUACGCCUCCUAAACUGCUGAUCGACAACCUGGCUUCGCGGCUCAACUUCCGUCCUCUGUACCUGCGUGGCCCGGACGGCAGCUGGGGCCACGAGGAGGACGGCGUCUGGAAGGGCAUGGUCGGCGAGGUGGCGCGGGGCGAGGCCGACUUCGCCAUCGGCGGCCUCUUCGUCACCGCCAAGCGGCGCACCGUGGUCGAUUUUGCCCAGGAGUUUGCGCUCGUCUACGUGAACAUCAUCACUCGGCCGGUGCAGCUGGGCGUCAGCAGCGACCUGACGCGCAUGCUGUCGCCGCUGGUGUGGGUGCUGAUCGUGGCCAGCCUGCUGCUGACUGCCGUCAGCGUGCUGUUCGCCAAGCGGCUGCUGGGCGGCCGGCGCAGCUGGCUGGCGCAGCUGGGCUCCGAACUCGAGGACGCCUACCGCGUGCUCACCGCGCAGGACAUCAACUGGAGCCGCGUGAUGCUCGGCAGGAUGAGCUUCGCCGUCGGCCUGAUCGUCGGCACGUGGCUCGUGUCCAGUAUCGUGACACGCACCGCCUACACCUCCAAACUGAUCUCGAUUCUCACCCGACCACCGGACUCAUGGGCACCGGAAACGUUCCAGGACCUGGUGGACCACGAGUACGACGUGGUGACGCACGCCGGCUAUGGCACCUACACGGACUGGAUGAACGCGCAGACGGCGCCGCUGUUCCAGCGGCUCAAACGGCGCUGGAUCCGCGGCGACAACGCGCAGGCCUUCCGAGAGCUGACCACCACGCGCCGGCGGCUGGCGCUGCUCGAGGAGACGCCCGGCGCCAAGAGUCUGCUCUACGACACGAUCGCGGCCACGCGCGGCCAGGUGACGCCGGCGCACAUGCACAUCGGCCGCGAGCAGUUCUUUCCGUCCAACGUGGCCUGGGCGCAGCAGAAGAACACGCCGUACGCGGCCGAGAUGAACCGCCGGCUGCAGCUGAUGCGCCAGUUCGGCCUGGUCGACAAGUGGAUGGCCGACGUGGAGCGGGAGAAGGCGCAGCGGGCGCGGCGCGAGCAGCAGAAGGCGUGCCGCCGGCAGCCGGAGCUGUGCGCCGGCCGCCGAUUCACGGCGCUCACCGUGCAGCAGGUGGGCUCGGCGUUCCUGUUCCUGCUGUACGGGUACGCGGCCAGCGCGCUGCUGCUGGCCGCAGAGCUGGGCGCCGCGCGCGCCGGCUGCUCUCCGCGGAGCGCACUGCAAACCACCGAGCGCCGCCAGACCCGCCUGAACGGCUGGUAG
Amphibalanus amphitrite is the source of this 2034-nucleotide messenger RNA. Its product is annotated as probable glutamate receptor. The transcript is spliced from 2 exons. Lineage: Eukaryota; Metazoa; Arthropoda; Thecostraca; Balanomorpha; Balanidae. The coding region runs from base 7 to 2034 and encodes 675 amino acids. Gene Ontology annotation, cellular component: membrane. Gene Ontology annotation, molecular function: glutamate-gated receptor activity. The record is from RefSeq and is a predicted model, not a curated record.